This is a messenger RNA of Trametes versicolor FP-101664 SS1, 3750 nucleotides long. RefSeq names its product endoplasmic reticulum Ca-transporting P-type ATPase. The transcript is spliced from 14 exons. Gene Ontology annotation, molecular function: ATP hydrolysis activity; P-type ion transporter activity; ATP binding. The record is from RefSeq and is a predicted model, not a curated record. The coding region runs from base 50 to 3649 and encodes 1199 amino acids. NCBI's taxonomy places the organism in Eukaryota, Fungi, Basidiomycota, Agaricomycetes, Polyporales, Polyporaceae. Gene Ontology annotation, biological process: intracellular calcium ion homeostasis. Gene Ontology annotation, cellular component: endoplasmic reticulum membrane.
CCCACUUCGUUCGCCACACGACCACCGCCGUUUUUGGCGUACGCUCACCAUGAGCUCGGUCAAGGUCGAAUCGUCCGAAAUAGUGGGCGCGACCCUCCACAUAUCGCUGCCCCGGAAAUACCACCUCUACACGACCCCCUUCCUCUGCCUCUACCCCGUUCUUGCGUACGCGUACUACGUCCGAUACGACGACUGGGUCAAGAGCGAAGAGUGGACGUUCCUGGCAUGCGUCUCUCUUGGUCUCGGGCACGCGCUUAGCUUCCUCGUCACCCGCUGGAAUACUGGAGCGCGCGCAUUCAUCACUACUCGGAAGGCGCGUUCCCUCGAGGACGCCGACUGUGUUCGUAUCUUUCCCGCCAGCCACCGUGGCGAGGGCGAAAUCGUUCCCCUCGAGAAGAAGGUCCCGUCAGACCCGACGACAUACACGUUCAACUACCAGAGGGAUGCCUACGUUGUCACCUCGUCCUCGCCCAUCACGUUCUCCCGGCUGCCAUACCCCUGCUCUUCUAGUCCCCCACUCGGCUCUUUCCUGUCGCCCCGCAGCUUGACCGAGACGGAUACCAAGUCGCUCACCACCCUGUACGGUAAGAACGAGUACAACAUCCCGAUCCCGUCCUUCGUGGAGCUCUUCGGGGAGCACGCGACCGCGCCCUUCUUCGUCUUCCAGAUCUUCUGCGUCGCGCUCUGGUGUCUGGACGAGUACUGGUACUACAGCCUGUUCACGCUGUUCAUGCUCAUCGUCUUCGAGUGCACUGUCGUCUGGCAACGCCUCCGCACCCUCACGGAGUUCCGCACGAUGUCGAUCGCGCCCUACCCGGUCUAUGUCAAGCGCAGCGGAAAGUGGAUACAGAUCCAGAGCGACGACUUGCUUCCCGGCGACUUGAUCUCGAUUGCGAGACAGCAGACGGAAACGAAUGUCCCAGCGGACAUCCUGCUCGUGCGCGGAACCUGCAUUAUGAACGAGGCCAUGUUGUCGGGAGAGUCCACGCCCCUGCUCAAGGAGUCUAUUGCGCUUCUGGAGGCGGAUGAGGCCCUCGACGUCGAUGGCGCGCACAAGAACGCCGUCCUCUUCGCAGGAACCAAGUUGCUCCAGGCGACGAACGGCGGGGACACGCCCGACGGCGGGUGCCUCGGGGUCGUGCUCCGCACUGGUUUCGGAACUGCUCAAGGCCAACUCGUGCGCACGAUGAUCUUCUCCACGGAACGCGUAUCUGCAAACAACGCGGAGAGCUUCUUGUUCAUUGGCUUCUUGCUCAUAUUCGCUAUCGCUGCGAGUUGGUAUGUGUGGACGAAAGGUAUCGAGCGGGAACUCAAGAAAUCGAAGCUGCUCCUCGACUGCAUCUUGAUCAUCACAAGUGUCGUGCCUCCCGAGCUGCCGAUGGAACUGUCUCUGGCCGUCAACGCAUCUCUGGUUGCCUUGUCCAAAUAUGCUAUCUUCUGCACUGAACCCUUCCGCAUCCCGUCCGCCGGGCGUGUGGACGUCUGCUGCUUCGACAAGACAGGCACAAUCACCGCGGAGAACCUCGUCGUAGAGGGUGUUGUUGGUGUCGACCCCACGGACGCUCUCAAGCUCGUAGACGUCAAGGCUACUGGCCGCGAAACGACGCUCGCCCUGGCUGCCGCCCACGCGCUCGUGCGCCUCGACGACGGCACGAUCGUCGGCGACCCUAUGGAGCGCACGACGCUCGACGCACUCAACUGGCAGCUCUCCAAGGGCGACAGCAUCGCCCCGAUCGACGUGGCUGCGCCCCACCGCACGCACCUGACCGUCCGCCGCCGGUUCCAGUUCUCGUCCGCGCUGAAGCGCAUGAGCACGGUGUCAAGCCUGCCGAACGGGCGCUGCAUCGUUGCGGCGAAGGGCGCCCCGGAGACGAUUAAGCGCAUGCUUGCGGCGGUGCCGGAGGGAUAUGAUGACACGUACAAGUGGUACACGCGGAGGGGCAGCCGCGUGCUCGCGCUCGGGUUUAAGGAGAUGGACAGCUUGACUGUGGACAAGAUCAACAAGCUUCCUCGUGACCAGGUCGAGUCUGAACUGCAGUUCGCCGGAUUUUUGGUCUUCCACUGCCCGCUCAAGCCCGACGCCGUCGAGACUCUGAAAAUGCUAGGCGACUCCUCACACCGCUGCGUCAUGAUCACCGGCGACAACCCGCUCACUGCUGUUCACGUCGCUCGCGAUGUGGAGAUUGUCGACCGCGAUGCCCUGAUUCUGGACGUGCCCGAAGGCACCUCCGACUCUAGCCUUGUGUGGCGUUCGGUGGACGAGACCGUGAUCAUCCCCGUCGACCCCACGAAGCCCCUCGACACGACCCUCUUCGACAAGUACGACAUCUGCAUCACCGGCGCAGCCAUGAAGUUCUACCAGGCCCACCCCUCCUGGAACGACCUCGUGCAGAACACCUGGGUGUACGCGCGCGUCUCGCCCGCACAGAAGGAGUUCAUCCUCACCUCGCUCAAGAGCCUCGGGUACGUGACGCUGAUGGCGGGCGACGGCACGAACGACGUGGGCGCGCUGAAGCAGGCGCACAUCGGCGUCGCGCUGCUGGACGGCACGGAGGAGGACCUGAAGAAGAUCGCGGAGCACCAGCGCAACGAGCGCGUGAAGAAGGUGUACGAGAGCCAGCUGAAGAUCUCUGCGCGCUUCGGUCAGGUGCCGCCGCCAGUCCCGCCGGUCAUCGCGCACUUGUACCCGGAGGUCGUCGAGGCGCAGAAGAAGGCCGCCGCGGACCAGCAGAACGCGAAGAAGAAGAACCCGAUGGAGAAGUUCGAUAUCGCGACGAUUACGGACAAGUUGGCGGAGAUGGACGGCGAGGACGAGGUGCCGAAAAUCAAGCUCGGCGACGCGUCCUGCGCAGCGCCGUUCACGUCGAAGUUGUCCAACGUCAGCGCAAUUACGCACAUCAUCCGCCAGGGCCGCUGCACGCUGGUGGCGACGAUCCAGAUGUACAAGAUCCUCGCGCUCAACUGCCUGAUCACUGCGUACAGUCUGAGCGUGCAGUACCUCGAUGGGAUCAAGUUUGGCGACUACCAGGUCACAAUUACGGGCAUGCUCAUGUCGGUCUGCUUCCUCUGCAUCUCGCGGGCCAAGCCCGUGGAAAAGCUCUCCAGGGAACGCCCACUCGGGAACAUCUUCAACUUCUACGUGCUGCUCUCUGUCCUCCUGCAGUUCGCGCUGCACAUCGCGACGCUCGUGUACAUCACGCAGCUCACGCACGUGUACGAGUCGCGCGGCGCGAUCGACCUCGAGGCGAAGUUCGAGCCGAACCUGCUGAACACAGCCAUUUACCUUCUCGGGCUCUCGCAGCAGGUGUCCACAUUCGCGAUCAACUUUCAGGGACGGCCGUUCCGCGAGGGCAUCCGCGAGAACUCGGCGCUGUACUACGGGCUGGUCGGCGCGAGCGCGGUCGCGUUCUCAGGCGCGACGGACCUCAUGCCCGAGCUCAACCGCUGGCUGCAGAUCGUCGAGAUGCAGGACUCGUUCAAGUUCCGCCUGACCGCCUCGAUGGUCAUCGACUUUGCGGGGUGCUGGAUCAUCGAGAAGGUGUGCAAGGCGCUGUUCGCGAACCUGGAGCCGAAGCCGAUGGUCACGCGUGGGCGCGAGCGGAGGGAGAAGCGGCGGGCGGAGGAGGCGUUGGCCAAGAAGACGGAGUGAGAUGGAUAUUGUGUGCCCGUUGCUCUCGUUGUGUUGCAUACUGUAAUGUCUUGUCAAGUAGAUUACGAUCCUGCCAAUACACCCCACUAGAUGAGGUUAAC